AUGUCUGGAAACAAGUACACCCUCACUGUCAACAUCGCCACCAGCUCCUUGAAUGCACUCAAGGCAGCCAAUUACAAACUUUGCAUUGCAAAGGACGUAAACGGCAAACCUAAUGUUGUUUUCAAAGGUGGAAACAAAGUUCUGAACCACAACGAGUUUGUAUUCGAAGAUCUUUUCCGAGUCUCUGGCACGAACAAGUUUGAAGAUGGGGCGUUGGUAAAGGCUUCCACGGAUCAGGUUCCAAUCUUGGGAGGCCAGGAGGUCAUAUUGUCCCCCGCGGGCACAUUCGGCCCUGUAUCUGGACCGGUGGAUCCUACAAAGCCGUUCACCGUUCACAAUCGGUACACCGAAUUCAUUAACUUCGGUGUUGAGGCUCGUGUCGGUAACGAAUAUAAUUACAUCUACGUCUCUCCGUACCCACAGGGGUCUGGAGAUGUCAUAUUGCAACCCAAGAAAAAGUUCUUGAUCUGGUUCGACCAGACACUCGAUACUGAAACGAUGUUCUCGCGCUCCGUCACCAACGCCAUUGAGCUCGACUUUACAAGUACUUCUGAGCAUGAAAUCAGUUUCUCGGCGCCAAAAGAUAAACCUGCCAAAGGGGUAUGGAGAAUGGGACCUCUCCCGGUGCUUGGACAGACGUACAACCCAAAGACCAACACAUUGUCUUUGGACCCGGCUUUUCUGCCUGAUAUGGAUGAGAUCGUCCGCAUUACUGAACAGUGGAAACUUGAAGCCUUACAGAAUGAUGUUCCACGUGCGAUCACGGCUAACUUGAAUGGCGACGCUCAGAACAUUGAAGGAGAUUCCGAGUAA
Messenger RNA from Marasmius oreades (fairy-ring Marasmius), 813 nucleotides. RefSeq lists its product as uncharacterized. The record is from RefSeq and is a predicted model, not a curated record. The coding region runs from base 1 to 813 and encodes 270 amino acids. The transcript has 4 exons. Lineage: Eukaryota; Fungi; Basidiomycota; Agaricomycetes; Agaricales; Marasmiaceae.